Mixia osmundae IAM 14324 is the source of this 880-nucleotide messenger RNA. RefSeq lists its product as uncharacterized. The transcript is spliced from 3 exons. NCBI's taxonomy places the organism in Eukaryota, Fungi, Basidiomycota, Mixiomycetes, Mixiales, Mixiaceae. The record is from RefSeq and is a predicted model, not a curated record. Bases 30 to 473 code for a protein of 147 amino acids.
GCAAAGAAGAAGCCCGUCGACGAACACGAAUGGUUCUGCCUUGUUUCUUCCUCAUCAUCAGCUUUGUCCAUGCUCGGGAUGCGUUUCUUCUACGGUUCACUGCCGAAGGCAGAUGUCAACACGGCAACAGGGGCGAUCCAGGUUGGGUGCCGCUCAGUCUAUUCGAGGUACCGAGCAUGGCAGAAAUGAACUAUCGAGUAGGAACCCUGCACCAAAACAUCAGAUUGAUCACACUGUCUCAACCUGAUUGGGUAGCCUCGAUUGCCGAAUAUGUCGCUUCACCCUCAGAUACACAUUUUGAGAUUGAAAUUACCGCUUGGCUCGUGCUCGUCGCUCUUGCCAUCACAGACGAUCCAGUCUUCAGAGCCAGGAAAAGUAUUAUCAAGCAAUGCUGCAGGCCGGUAUACGAUUUUCAGAUCGACGUCGGCUGGCCCAGGCGUCUGCCACUUGUUACCACAGCUGAUCACCGCUGAGGCAAUGCGGCAGGUGAUUGGCGCACUCAGCCGGCCUCUUUCGGAUUCAAGCUCGUAUGCAAUUAUGCAGGCGUCGAAGAAUGCGAGCCAUAUUGGCCUGAGCCUUUCGUCAUACCUUGUCAGCUUGACGAUCAUGUAGAGCUGAUCUCUCAGCCCAUGUUGCCAUUUGUGACCCGAAGCUAUCGCCUACGCAUGGGCUUCUUGACCGCCACUUGCUCACCGCCAAAGGCCCCCGGCGUUCGGUCAUUGCCCUCAGCAUUCCUCCAGAAUUACGACGCGCUUACCUUCGCGUGGGAUCUCACCAACUCUCGCGAGGCAGGCCUCGUUCUCACUGAAGUGCGCAAGUAUAUGAACCUAGAGACCCUUGUGACCAAGAGAGCAGUCGGAGGCCUGGCCUAUGCCGUCCG